Messenger RNA from Gadus morhua (Atlantic cod), 2546 nucleotides. RefSeq names its product trans-L-3-hydroxyproline dehydratase (gene l3hypdh). Gene Ontology annotation, molecular function: hydro-lyase activity. Bases 123 to 1163 code for a protein of 346 amino acids. The record is from RefSeq and is a predicted model, not a curated record. NCBI's taxonomy places the organism in Eukaryota, Metazoa, Chordata, Actinopteri, Gadiformes, Gadidae. The transcript is spliced from 5 exons.
AACACCCGCCCUCUUCUCAACUUUACCUCCACGGAGCUCCGCUACACUGGACAGACGGACCAACAAAUCCGGUAGAAUUAUAAUAUAGUAUUUCAUUUAUCGGUUGUUUUAUUUGUCUGGAGAUGGAGUUGCAGGUUCCACCGAGUGACGGGGGCUACGAGCUGUCCGUGGUUGACAUGCACACGGGCGGCGAGCCGCUGCGGGUCAUCCUGAGCGGGUACCCCGCCGAGAUCCCCGGCGACAACCUGCUGUCAAAGCGGCGUCACGUCAGGGAGAACCUCGACCACCUCCGGCGGGCGUUGAUGUUCGAGCCCCGGGGCCACUACGACAUGUACGGGGCGCUGCUGGUGCCAAGCGAGCUCCCGGAGGCGGACAUAGGGGUGCUGUUCAUGCACAACGAGGGCUACAGCACCAUGUGUGGACACGCCGUCAUCGCGCUGGGACGUUUCGCCCUGGACUACAAGCUGGUGAAAGAGCCACGUUCCCCGGAGACCCAAGUCAACAUCCACUGUCCCUGCGGGCUCGUCAAGGCCUUCGUCGAGUACUCGAACGGGAAGACCGGUGGCGUGAGGUUCCACAGUGUGCCCGCGUUUGCCUUUGCAACAGAUGUCUCAGUGACAGUGGAGGGGUUCGGGGAGGUUGUGGUGGACAUCAGCUAUGGAGGGGCUUUCUAUGCCUUUGUGAGUGCCCAGAGGUUCGGCCUGGACGUGAGUCAAUCCAGGACCCGGGAUCUGGUCGAUGCAGCUACCGCAGUUACAAAGGCUGUGAAGUCCCAGGUGAAACUUCACCAUCCGACCAGUGAAGACCUAGCAUUCCUCUAUGGCACCAUCAUCACCGACGGCAAUGAUGCGUACUCCUCCGAGCCCACAGCCAACAUGUGUGUGUUUGCUGAAGCUCAGGUGGACCGGAGCCCGACUGGUUCUGGGGUCACGGCCCGCAUCGCCAUCCAGCACCACAGGGGUCAGAUCGGUCUGAACCAGACCCGGGCCUUCAGGAGCGGAGCCACGGGGUCAGAGUUCACCGGGAAGGCCGUCCAGGAGACGACGUGUGGAGACUUCAAGGCGGUGGUAGUGGAGGUCGCAGGACGGGCGUUCUACACCGGCGUGUCGCGCUUCGUCCGGGAGAAUGACGACGGGCUCUCCAACGCUUUCCUCCUCAAAUAAUUGUGCCUUUUUUAAAUAAACAUCAACGUCAAAACAUCCUUUUGGACGAGCAGUAAUAUAAGGUCAAGCAGGUCUGCUGAGUUUUGUAUAAAUCUCUGCUUGCGUGUGGCCGAAAUUAACUGGCAGCCGUUUGACCACAAGAGGGCGCCAAAUGGCAAGUUUUCAGAAUAGUCUGUUUCUAGUUUCAGAGGUUUGCGAAAAAAAAAUCCACUGUUAACUCCCAUUUAUUAAGGUUGGGUCAUAGUACAAUGGAAGGCUGUUAAAUUAAAAAAAAUCCAAUGGAGGUUUCUCACAUCCGACAUUUAGCCUUCAACCGAUGAUUUUGCUUCGUUCCUCCAACAAUGAAAAACAUCAGCUGCAUUUGACAUGUUUUAAAGGACAUGGCUUUUCUGUUUUCCCACACUGUAAACCCUGCCAAUAUAUUGAUAACAUACUUUUACUAUCCAAUAACAACUUAAAAGGGGUGAGGAAAUCCAGUGAGGGGGAAGAGCUUGUGUAUUGCAUUGAAUGGGUAGAGUUUAGCAUAGUAAGUAUGAAUGUAUGGAUCUAUGCAUGAGAAACAAGCACGCAACCUUAUAUAAAGAUAUAUGCAUCGUCAUCUAAGACACACAUGAGUGUACACACUUGGUAGAGGAAUUGCAGGUCAGGCCCAGGCCUUAAACGUACCCUUUUAAACAAUUAAUAUCAAUAGAGUUAAGGCCAGCUCUUAACACUAAAAGUUCAAACAUACAGUGAUGAAAUCCAUAAAUGCGGCAUGUCAACAAUUUUUUGAUAGAAAAACUUUCGUUGAGUCUCGUCGCUCUCAAAACUGAACCUCUGGGAUUUCUCGUUGCAAAGCAUGCGAGCGUCAGUUCGCCAGAUCGCCAAGCCAACAGACGUUGUCCCGGGAUACUUCGGAAUCAGUCCUUCUCCGAAAAAAACUCCUCUCGCACCAUUCCGUUGCGUAAUAGCGUCCCCCUUCUCCUCUUUUUUUCUUUCUUUCAAUCUAUCAAAUUUUCACAUACAAAAUGGUCCCCAUAUAUAUAUAUAUUUAUUGGGAAGCAGUCCAUUAUCUGCAAGCGAUCCACCAUAGAUAUAAAACCACACACACGUUAAGAAUUCCAUUAUCGGAGGAUGUACAAUAUCUGGAAGGUUUUUUUCCCCAGCAUCCUCUCCGUGUAGGGGGUACACAACCAGGGCUCGCCCCCUAAUCGGGGACCACAUUCUCCUCCUCUUCCAUCCCUCCUCUGUUCAGCACUGCUAGUAUUCCUCGCAGUAUUCCGCACAGGAACGCUGCAUCGAGGGAAUGUUCAGAGUGUCUCACCGCCGCCCCCCCUUGGUCCAGUUUGGUCAUGACAUCAUUUGGCUUGAGCUCCGUUCAAAUCGUGCUACAAAAAAAAAAAA